Durotheca rogersii is the source of this 3765-nucleotide messenger RNA. RefSeq lists its product as uncharacterized. NCBI's taxonomy places the organism in Eukaryota, Fungi, Ascomycota, Sordariomycetes, Xylariales, Xylariaceae. The coding region runs from base 262 to 3675 and encodes 1137 amino acids. The record is from RefSeq and is a predicted model, not a curated record. The transcript has 2 exons.
CCCUCCCCCCUCUUACCGACGCCUUGAACGCCUGCCGACUCCUGCCCAUCUCUCAUUGCGACGAUCCCACUAAUAAUAACGCCACCCAGUUGGUUCACGCCCCUACAGAACGUGGUGCCUCGAGGACGCGGCGGCCCGGCCCUCCAUCCCACGACGGAUCUCAGGACCAAGCUACGUACAAGUAUUUGCGAGCCGAGUUGCUUGCCCAAAGCAAGCGUUACUAUUGCUCUACUGCAUGCUGGUUGACGCGUAAUCCCCAAUAUGGCGAAAGUACAGAGGGCAGAUCCAGACCUGCGCUCUAGGUCGGAUAGCUUCCUGAAGAUGCUCGAGCUGGAGAAGAGGUACAAGCUGCAACGAACCCAAGGCCAUGCCUUCCCAACGACCGCGUCGCCAAGUAUAAGUCCCCCCUCUGCCCAGCCAAAUAAACCGUUUAAGGCUCGGCGUGCAAGCGGACAUCCUCCGCUUUCACACCAAACCCAGAUAAUGAAAGCCGUGCGGCGGAGCUCUGCCCUGCCAUCGCUUUCGAUAUCUAUACCUCCUUUGUCGGCCGACGGUCCUGUCGCCGAACCGGAUGGAUUUGUCAAGGAACCCCAGCCGAAGGAGGAGCGCACCAAGACGGUGACCUUCUCGGGCCCCGACAAAGGCGACGACGGCGAUUCUUCCGACCAGUCCUCCAUAUGCCAGUCGCCAAGCUGGGAGCACUACGGCCGGAAGAAGAAGAAGCCCAAAAAGCGGGACGCCGAGAAGGGCAAGGACGAAAAACCCGCCGGUCCCUUGAAGAAAAAAGGGAACAGACUGAGCAAGGUUCCCCCGUCUAAACCACAGGAAGCCGAGCUGCCGGGGACGGAAAAACGCUCGCACUCGGUUCCCGAGUUAGACCUCAACUCCAAGUCUGACCGGGCGAACCAGGUGGCUGCCGAUCAGGUUCGGUCAAACACUAUGUCAAACCCGAAGCUUCAGGGUCAGCAGAAAAGUAGGGGAUUCUUCUCCAGCUUUAGGCUACAGCACGGAAACUUUGCCGCCGUACAGAAGGUUAUCGAGAGCCGGCGGAUGGAUAGCGAUGGAGGCCGGUCGGCAGCGUCGCCUAUGUUACAACCGCAUCCUGCCCUCUCCGGGGCGGACCCCAGCUUUGCGAAUCCUCGAAAGCCUCCUUCAGUCGGGUCAGCCGUCUCAAACUCGACUCGGUCUAUUUCGUCGCUGGACCAGCUACCGCCAACGGUCCACAAUUCGUCCAGUUCAGGUCAUGGACGCUCUCAAUCAUUGCUGUCGUCUACUCUGAGCAAGCUCAGGGGGCCAUCUUACCUUUACUACCGCCCUGCUGGAGGUACUGAUAACAAGCACCAGCGUCCUAGCAGCUCUCACGACGUCGAGAUUGCGGGGAAUUGGUCUAAGGACCGACCGGUCGGCCCCCCAACUAACACCGCUCAACGACUUCCCACCUUCACCUUCCCACCAAAACCCAAGCGGGCCGCUACGCAACCCACAGCGGACACUAUCCCCCGUAACACACAGGAUAAGGUUGUUUUGAGAGAAGCUGAAGAGUCGAGGGAAAAAGGUAACGCAUACGAGUCUCCACAAACCGUAUCAUUCCGAAGCCGCCACUCCAAACUACCGCAUACGCCAGCGCCCAGUCAGGAGGUAGCCGUAGAGAAGGAAAUACGCCCUAGACCAGAACGCGCAUCUCGACCUACAGGCCACCCGGUUGAGUCUCCUGAGAAUUUCGAUGGACUGCCACCCCCGCAGCCUAGGCAGUCUAAUCUAGAACAUGGAGGUCAGCAUCAUACUAGACGCCGGACAAUGGCUUACGAAUCUCCGCAAGCAAAGGUUUCGGCAGAAUCGGAGCGCACUCCGAGGAAACCGCCGUCUGGCCGGCGUGAUAACGAGAUCAAUGACGAUCAACUGAACGGAUCGGAACCUGUUUACGAUAAAGAAGAAGAGGGGGCAUAUGAAGAAGACCAGGUUUCUACCGGCACACACUCAUCCACCACCCGGCCCCUGCCGCAGAGGCAGGCUCAGGCUUCUUCUGAACCAAAUGGAGUAAAACACGUCACAUUCCCACCGAGCCCGAGUAUGAUAGGAAGAGCAGUUACCUUUCAAGGGGUCGAGGAGCAUGUGGAACAGAGAAUGGUGGUUGAGCCACCGAAAGCUGAACAACCGGCCAGCAUGGGGAAGACCGCUCGCACUGAGAAGCCAUCACGAUCAGAGAAGUCAUCUGACUAUUUCUCCUUCGUUAGCCAGUCAUAUGCCCCCCCUCCCUUGGAACUGCGACCGCCUAUCGAUAGUAAAUUUCCGUCUACGCGGAUUGAUGAAGAGCCAGAGGAGGGUGAGCUGAAACAUGUUUUGAAAAACCUCCCAAUAAAGGUCCAGGUCAACAAGAUGCUCGCUUUUGCUGAAAACACGUCCCAGGCUAGCAUUUCGAGCUCCAGUCCUACUACUAGGGCGACGAUACAAAAGCUGCCCAAAGACUCACCUUCCAUGUCUUCCAACUAUUCGGAUAGCGACGUGCCCCCGUUUGAACGUCUUGGCGUAUCGCAAAAAGUAGCCAGAGUUCUCACUGCAACAGAGAGUUCUAGCACAUCCGCGUCUCAGUCUAAUACCGAGCCAAGUCGGGCCACGUCCGAGAGAUCUUCAUCUUCGACGUGUGAUGACACCCCUCCGACGCCAGACAGUCCACCCCCGCAAUCGCACCAAGAGGACGUAAAAGAUCGAUCAAUGGAUUUGAGAAAUAACGAGCAGCGGGCUUCACGAAGAACCUACCACCCCCCAACAGUCGAAUCAUUUCCAAAGCACAACUCACGACCCGUUAGUAGAGAUGGGGACAUCCAGGAUGACGGCUGGAGUCGGACCGCGUUACCCAUUGAUCUAGACAAUCACUCAGAAGCCUCCGAAGCGAAUAAUCUCAGUGGCAUGGCCCCUGGUCUUCAGCUCGCGGGGAGCCCAGGCCCAAGGAUCUUAGAAGAUGAUGCCAAGGAAAACCCGAACGAGGAGGCACCCUCCACUGGGAAUCUGUAUCAGUACACGAUGCCGCCCCGCGCCUAUUCUGCGAUCGAUCUCCACUCAGUGGGUUCCCUGCCGAACUCCAAGCAUCCACUGCUAUAUCCUAAGAAGUCCAAGGGCGUGGUGUCUCCGACCAGCCUCCCCAACUCGUCAUCUCCCGAGCUAACCGACGCGGUGACUCCCCGGAAGUCCGCGCUAAGGACAUCUCAUAAGAGCAGUCCCCGUAGCGACGACUCUUCGUCGGCCCUAGUCUCUUCCGGCGCCGCUUCCUACCUGCAAGAAGCACGGAAGGCUGCGCCUAUGCCGCCGCCGGCGGUCUCGACGGCGCGAGCCCUGCGGUCGCACCAUGUGCAGAAGGCCCCCGCGGGUGUCGUUGGCGGCGGAGGGAGGGAGCCAGGAUCUAGCGGGGCGCCAGCGGCGGCGGAGAACGGGCGGUCAGAGCCGCUGGCAAAGAUGCUGGUGGAGUGCUGCAGUUGCAAGUUCUUCCACGACAUGCCUUCGCGGGUGUACGAGUGCAUGGCGAAGCCGGACUCGCUCGUUGAGGAUAAACUGCUCGGCGUAUCGGCGACGAUCACGACGAUGGUGCGGUGCCCGUGGUGCGGCCACGGCAUGAGCACCGCGUGCUGCGCCGGCUACGCGGCCGUCGUGUACCUCAAGGAGAAGCUGCACGGGAAAUGAGAGGGGAAGAAGAGAAGAAGAGUAAGGAGGGAAGCUCGUGCCGUAGACCGAUCUCGCCGUGGAUCUGAGUCGGUCUGUAAAUGCUGCUUU